CGAUGCAACGUUGAAACCAGCAGGCUACUGAAGUAUCCAAUAAUGUUUCCCGCUAAAAGCUCCAUUCUGUGAUAACCGUCUGUUAUUGGCCAUGCCAGCAUACUACGCAGUGCGCAUUGGCCGCGAAGGCCCAAAAAUUUAUUCGAACUUCCGAGAUUUCCAGAAGGCAACUCUCGGUCUUAGUGGUUCCAGCGGAAAAGGUUUCGACACUUUGGAGGAAGCGGAAGCUUGGCUCACAGACGUACCCACAUCUGGUGUUUCUGUAACUCGAACGACUACUACAGUUACGUGGGAUGUAAGCACUGAACGAUCGGAAGGAUCUAGUUCCUUGACAUCUACAAGCACGACGAUCUCUUAUGGAGCAAGACGGUAUCCAGAACAUCAGCCGGGUUGUCGUUGGGUAGAGUAUGAAUCACCCCUGAACAGGCCACUGGCAAGACCACAUAGCGACAGGCUCACGCCUCCUCCGCCUUAUAUCCCUUUGCAAGAACCUCAACUACCCCCACCACUUCCAUCGCAGCCAGCCGUUGACCUUUCUGAAGAGCAGAAACGAGUUCUUCGCCUGGUUCAAAAUGGCAAAAACAUCUUUUUCACAGGUCCAGCUGGUAAGCUUGCAUGGCUGCUGAUCUUCAAGAUAAGUGGUCAACGCACUAUUUUUCCAGGAACCGGAAAAUCAGUUUUGUUGAGAGCCAUUAUAGAAUUGCUGCGAGUUCGGUUCCGUGGGGGGGUUGCUAUCACUGCACCUACAGGCAUAGCAGGUGUGAACAUCGGGGGUUCAACAAUUCACUCCUGGGCAGGCAUAGGGUUGGGCAAGGAAAGUGUCGAGACGUUGGAGGGCAGCCUGGGUUCAUGGGCAAGAAAACGAUGGCAAAAUACUCAUGCCCUUGUAAUUGAUGAAAUUUCAAUGCUGGACGGGCGUUUAUUUGACAAGCUCGUACGAUUUAACGCCUGCACCACGUCUUUAUCCUACUAAUUCAUCGGUAGGAAGAGAUAGGUCGGAUUGUCCGGGGAAACCAUCGCCCUUUUGGAGGUAUACAGCUUAUUCUGUCAGGUGAU
Molecule: messenger RNA, 1056 nt
Organism: Suillus paluster
Lineage: Eukaryota; Fungi; Basidiomycota; Agaricomycetes; Boletales; Suillaceae
Product: PIF1-like helicase-domain-containing protein
Exons: 7
Coding region: 92-973 (293 amino acids)
Biological process (GO): DNA repair; telomere maintenance
Molecular function (GO): DNA helicase activity
Source: RefSeq, a predicted model, not a curated record